GCCGCUGCUGCUGCUGCCGCCGCCGCCGCUGCCGCCGCCGCCGCCGCCUCUGCUGCCGCCACGGCCCCGGCCCGCCGAGAGACGGGCAGAAGAGCCGCAAUGAGGAGCUUCGAACUGUAGAAGGAAAGUAGGUCGCACCCACUGAAAAUGCCUCUAAGGGACAAGUGCUGUCAGACUGACCACCAUCAUCAUGGAUGCUGUGAACCAGUGUAUAUUCUGGAACCUGGAGAUCCUCCUUUGUUACAGCAACCACUGCAGACUUCCAAAUCUGGCAUUCAACAAAUUAUUGAAUGCUUUCGAUCAGGAACUAAACAACUAAAACACAUUUUAUUAAGAGAUGUGGACACAAUUUUUGAGUGUAAAUUAUGUCGCAGUCUCUUCAGAGGAUUACCCAAUUUAAUUACUCAUAAAAAAUUCUACUGCCCUCCAAGUCUCCAGAUGGAUGACAACCUUCCUGAUGUAAAUGAUAAACAAAGCCAAGCCAUAAAUGAUCUCCUAGAAGCCAUUUAUCCAAGCGUGGACAAGCGAGAAUAUAUUAUUAGGCUAGAACCUAUAGAAACUAAUCAGAAUGCAGUAUUUCAGUAUAUUUCAAGGACUAAUAAUCCAGCUGAGGUCACUGAGACAAGUAAUUCUCCUGAUCAAACUCAAGUUCAGAUGCAAGAACCUAACAUUGAACAGUCCAAAACAACUCCAGUUCCAGAUACUGAAGUAGAAAUUGUAGAGCCCCCUCCUGCAGAAACGGUUGUGAGUGAAGCAACACCAACUUCUGAUGAACAGCCUCAGGAAUCACACACUGAUUUGGAAGCCUCUGAUAAUUCUGAUUUUGGCCACCAGUUGAUUUGUUGUCUUUGUAGAAAAGAAUUCAAUUCCAGACGUGGUGUUCGUCGACACAUUAGAAAAGUACACAAAAAAAAGAUGGAAGAACUAAAGAAGUAUAUUGAAACACGAAAGAAUCCAAACCAGUCCUCUACUAAAGGGCGCAAUAAGAAUGUUCUAGUAACAUUGAGUAGGAGUUGUCCAGUAUGUUAUAAAUCAUUUGCUACAAAAGCAAAUGUAAGGAGGCAUUUUGAUGAAGUUCAUAGAGGACUGAGGAGGGAUUCAAUUACUCCUGAUAUAGCUACAAAGCCUGGGCAGCCUUUGUUCCUGGAUACUGUUUCUCCUAAAAAAUCUUUUAAGACUAGGAAACAAAAGUCUUCUUCAAAGGCUGAAUACAAUUUAACUGCAUGCAAAUGCCUUCUUUGCAAGAGAAAAUAUAGUUCACAAAUAAUGCUUAAAAGACAUAUGCAAAUUGUCCACAAGAUAACUCUUUCUGGAACAAACUCUAAAAGAGAGAAAGGCCCUAAUAAUACUGCCAACAGCACAGAAAUAAAAGUAAAAGUUGAACCAUCAGACUCUGUAGAAUCUUCACCCCCUUCUAUUACCCAUUCUCCGCAGAAUGAAUUAAAGGGAACAAAUCAUUCAAAUGAGAAAAAGAACACACCGGCAGCACAGAAAAAUAAAGUUAAGCAAGACUCAGACAGCCCUAAAUCAACGAGUCCUUCUGCUGCAGGUGGCCAGCAAAAAACCAGGAAACCAAAACUUUCAGCUGGCUUUGACUUCAAGCAACUUUACUGUAAACUUUGUAAACGCCAAUUUACUUCCAAACAGAACUUGACUAAACACAUUGAGUUGCACACAGAUGGAAAUAACAUUUAUGUUAAAUUUUAUAAGUGUCCACUUUGCACUUAUGAAACGCGUCGGAAACGUGAUGUGAUAAGGCACAUAACUGUGGUUCACAAAAAAUCAUCACGUUAUCUUGGGAAAAUCACAGCCAGUUUAGAGAUCAGAGCUAUAAAAAAGCCCAUUGAUUUUGUUCUAAAUAAAGUGGCAAAAAGAGGCCCUCCACGGGAUGAAGCGAAGCAAAACGAUUCAAAACAUGAUGGAACUUCUAAUUCUCCCAACAAAAAGUAUGAAGUAGCUGAUGUUGGCAUUGAAGUAAAAGUCACAAAAAACUUUUCUCUUCACAGAUGCAAUAAGUGUGGAAAAGCAUUUGCAAAAAAGACUUAUCUUGAACAUCAUAAGAAAACUCAUAAGGCAAAUGCUUCUAAUUCACCUGAAGGAAAUAAAACCAAAGGCCGAAGUACAAGAUCUAAGGCUCUUGUCUGGUGAGGAACAGUUACAGAGUUUUGCUUCCCCCCCACCCCUUUUCAAAACUAAAAAAAAUAUCAUUUGGCCAUAAUUUAUAGCAGGUUCCAUUUUAACAGCUAACAUGCCACAUAUCUGAUGGCAGUGGGAACUGAGGAGAAAUGUAUGUAUUGGCAUUUACUUCAGUGACCUUUAUUCCACUGACUUGGGAACAAAAGUUAACUUCAGAGUUUAUCUUCUACAGGACAAUGCAACAUAGCUAUAGGUAGCAUGGAGCCAGUGCUAUUCUUUUAAUAUUGUAAAAUAUGUGCAUUUAUAUUGGCUUAUGUUUAUAGUAGAAGACCUCUGUUUUACUAACUUUGCACAGAUUUGAUUCAGCAACUUAGUCUACUAAUGAACUUUAUGCAGGAAAGUUACAGAGAUAAUAGAAUGAAGAUUUGUGAAGGCUAUAUUAUAGGGAAAAUCUUUUAAGGCACUGUAAUUAUUGUAAAAUUGAUUUGUGAUGGCUAAAUAAAGUGCUACACAGAAAAAUCUCUAAAUUAAUUUAGAAUAUUUAGCAGUAAUAAAACAUUUAUUAAUUACUUUUUAACAUAGUGUUUCAAAGCAAGGGGAAAACUUAGUAAACAAAAAUUGAAUUUUGUUUUAAGGUUUUUUUGGUUACUGUUUUUCAGUUUUGUUUUAUGGAAAUAAUGAUAAUUUAGUUAGUCCCAGAAUGUUUUAGUUUUCCCCCGUUUGUUCAAAUAAACUUUUUGGUGAUUAUUUCAACUUAAUUAAUAAUUUUACCUCAAGAUUUUUUUUUUUUUUUGGUUUUUGUUUUACUUUGUUUUUAUAUGUAUAGCAAGAAGUAGGUUAACAUCCCUAACAGAGAAAAUAGAAAUUUUAAAAAUUACAUUUUAAGAAAGUUUUGAAAUAAAUACAAAAUUUAAAAUGCAAUAUAAAAUACAGAAUAAACAGGUAGAAAUAUCUUCUACUUGUUUUGACAAAUAUAUGCAUUUUAAAGACUUUAUCAUUAAUACUUGAGUACCCUUGAAUUGAGGUCUCUGAUGAAUAAUAAAUUAAUUUUUGGAUUUAACUUCUAAGGCAGAUUAGUUUGAUUAUGGAGUAACUUAAACUGUAUGUACAAGCUUAAAGUCACAAACCUUUCCUUCUAUUUAUGUGGAAAACUUUAAAUGAAAUUAUCAUUUUAUUAUUCAUUUUAACUAUUGUAUAACUUUAAGAUUUUAUUGGCAAACUCAAAGGUGUUAAUUUAUUCCCAUUUCUCCUCAGAUAACUUCAAGUGAUGUACGGAAAGGUUUGGAGUUCAUUUAUGUGGAAAGACUUUAAAUUGGUGUUAGAACCACUAACGUCUUCAAAUGGUACUAUAAAGAAAAAAAGAAAACUAUUUUCAUAAAUAUUCAACUGUUACUGCUGUUUUCUAACUAAAUUAAUAACCAUCUGACUACAUGUUUCUAAGGCCAUUGCCUCUUCCAACACUUUCAAAUAGCUAUGAAGUUAACCUUAUUCUACCUACAUCAUAGUUUGUCUUACCAUGUACAUUUGGUCUACAGGCUCACCCUACUGUAUUUAAAAACAAAAAGUUGCAAAAUUUGUUUUCCUUUAAAGACCAGAAGCUUUAGGCAUUCAACAAUUUGAGGGAAUAUCUCUGUUGGUGGUGGUAUUUGACAAAGAAGUUCUGUCAUAGUUUCAUUUUAUUUGGCAAGAUUUUCAUCCAGGUUGUGUGCAUGAUUUCAAAAAUUUCUCAAGUGAAUGUAUGCUAAGAACAGACUAUUAAAACACAGAGGAACUUAAGUCUGCUGAAUAUUAAUACUUGUCCUCACUUCAGUUCAUCUCCAACUGAUUUUCUAGUGUAAUGAAAGUUUCAUUGUACAAAAAAAGUAGUGUAGAGAAAGUUCCAGUUCAUUUUCAUGCAUGGUUCAUAGUAACACCUUUAAUUUGUAAACAUUUGAGGUUUUUAUGAAAAUCAAACAUUCCCCUAUUUUUUCUUUAAAUUUUUUACACAAGCACUUUAAUGAUAGAUGCAACUUAAUUUUUCAGUUUCUAUUUUUUUAAAUGGGCAACACAUUUACUAAUGUUAAUAUGAAGGUAGUAAAUAUCUUACUGAUAUUUUAUAUUUACAGACAAUCCAUGCACAACCACUUCUUAUGAUGUUAGUUUUAUUUCUUUAAAUAUUGCUACAUAGGGAGGAAGAAAAGAGAAACUAAGAAAACUUUUUUCUCUCAAGAAAAUUUCAAGCAACCACUUUAGAUAACAUUUGAUUUUUGCUAUAGAAUUUGCAAAAUAAUGAAUUCUUUUGCAAUGAAUUCUUUUCCAAUUUAUAAUAAAUCAAGAUUUUAGGGAAAAAAGGUAAACCUAUCAUUACAAAUUUCUUGGUAGGUUUCUGUGUACCAACAUUUUGUACUUUUUAGGAAAAACCAUUUUGUUUUUUAGAAAUUUGUGUCAAAUUAUCCUAAUUUCAAAAGGUUCAAGAGAAAAUAUACCAUGUUUUUAUAAUAGGUUCAUACCUGUAAUUAGGAGGGACCCUGUUUCCAUUUGCUUUUUGUAUAAAAUCUAAAAAUGUUGAAGAUCACAAGGUCAUAAGAAUAAAAUGCUUCUAUAGAUAGAAAAAAAACAUUUAGCCUUCCUAGUGCUUUGCACUAAAAUAUACUGUGAAAGGAAACUAGAAAGACUGUAACUGUUGCUGGAAAUGUUCUUUAUUGAAUGUACAUUCUUUUGUUUGGACAAAUGUACUGUAUGUGAUGGAAAUAAACCAGACUCGAAGUCACUUCAGCUAAAUGUGCUUCAACAAAGGUGCAUUGGUUGAACCAUAAA
Molecule: messenger RNA, 4932 nt
Organism: Antechinus flavipes (yellow-footed antechinus)
Lineage: Eukaryota; Metazoa; Chordata; Mammalia; Dasyuromorphia; Dasyuridae
Gene: ZNF800
Product: zinc finger protein 800
Exons: 5
Coding region: 148-2148 (666 amino acids)
Source: RefSeq, a predicted model, not a curated record